AAUAAAAAAUUUUUUUGAAAUGCUCUAUGCUCAACAUGAAUUUUAUGAGCAAUAAAACAAAGUUCAAAAAUAUCAAGCAAGUCAACGACAAACGCAAAAGAAACAGCAACAGCGACAGCGACAACAACACUUACAAAGUGAAAAGUACGCCAAGUGUGCAGAGACAAGUUAAAAGCCAAUCGGAUUAAAACACAGCGAUUUUUAUUUUGGAUUAAAGCACAGCCAAGGCGCUAACAAACAACAACAACAACAACAAGAAAGUAAUACAGCUACAACAAAAAAGUAUUCGGAAUUUCGUUGGCGCCGCCAAAAGACGAAUUUAAACAAAAAACUAAAAGAAAAGUGAAAAAAGACUUUUGUGGAGAGAACAAAAAUAAUAAAAACAAUGGCAGACAGCACAGCAGCACACACAGAAGUGCAAGUGGAGCAGCCAGAAAAGAAAUUGGAGGCAACUAUCAUAGACAUUCCAGCGAGCGGCACAACAGCAUCACCCACACCGAUAACAGUUUCGUCCUGCUCGUCGUCCUCGUCCUCAUACGACACAGACUGCAGCAUGGCGAGCAGCACCUGCUGCACCCGUCAGGGGGAACACAUUUACAUGCAACGAGCCAUUGUCUGCGAACAGCAGACAGCAGUGGCAUCCACAAGCUCAACGUCCUCCGCCAGCGGAGGGUCCACCACACAUCUGGAGGUCGACGAGGUGGCGCUGCUAAAGGCCGAGCAUCGCAAACAUUGGCCCUGGUUCAUACUCCUGAUCUCCAUAAUCGAGAUCGCCAUUUUUGCCUACGAUCGCUAUACAAUGCCCGCACAGAACUUUGGACUGCCGGUGCCCAUACCCAGCGACUCGGUACUGGUCUAUAGGCCUGAUCGACGCCUGCAGGUCUGGCGUUUCUUCAGCUACAUGUUCCUGCACGCGAAUUGGUUCCAUCUGGGCUUCAAUAUCAUCAUUCAGCUCUUCUUCGGCGUCCCCCUGGAGGUGAUGCAUGGCACAGCACGCAUUGGCGUCAUCUAUUUGGCCGGAGUUUUUGCCGGUUCUCUGGGCACCAGUGUCGUCGACUCAGAGGUGUUUCUGGUGGGCGCCAGUGGUGGUGUUUACGCACUACUAGCCGCUCACUUGGCCAACAUCACGCUGAAUUAUUCGCACAUGAAGUCCGCCUCAACGCAGCUCGGAUCGGUUGUGAUAUUUGUUUCCUGCGAUCUAGGCUAUGCCCUCUAUACCCAAUAUUUCGAUGCUGCUGCAGCGCCCGCCUUUACGAAGGGCCCCCAAGUUUCUUACAUUGCGCACUUGACUGGCGCCUUGGCGGGUCUUACGAUUGGCUUCCUGGUGCUCAAGAACUUUGGCAAUCGUGCCUAUGAGCAGCUGAUCUGGUGGCUGGCAUUGGGCGUCUAUUGCGCCUUCACGGUGUUCGCAAUUGUCUUCAAUCUCAUCAACACGGUCACCGCACAACUGAUGGAGGAGCAGGGCGAGGUGAUUACACAACAUUUGCUGCACGACUUGGGCGUUUCAUAAGCAUUCUGUAUCGUCGCACCCUCCAGGAGAGAAUAAGAGAAUGAACUCACACACACACACUCACACACCCACACACUCACACACACACAUAAACUCAUCUAGACAGAGAAACAGUUUGCGUAAAAAUUUAGUUAAAAACUAAAUCGAUAAUUGUUCGUUCGGCUUCACAUCACUUUGCAUUCGAGUUUAAAAUCUGUACGUUUCAUUUCAUUUCUUAUUUUGCGUAAGAGUCGCAAGCAAAACAACAACAACACCAACAGCAACAACAACAGCAGCAGCAGCAGCAGCAACAACAACAACUGUUGUAACUACAAUAACAACAACAACGAGCCGAAAAACGUGUAAACAAAUGUUGUGAUAAAACCAAAGACUGAAUUUAUUUCGCGUAUUAACUUCUAAAAAGUAAUCGCCACUCGCUAUGAUUUCUAUAUCUAUUUA
Molecule: messenger RNA, 1948 nt
Organism: Scaptodrosophila lebanonensis
Lineage: Eukaryota; Metazoa; Arthropoda; Insecta; Diptera; Drosophilidae
Product: protein rhomboid
Exons: 4
Coding region: 386-1510 (374 amino acids)
Cellular component (GO): membrane
Molecular function (GO): serine-type endopeptidase activity
Source: RefSeq, a predicted model, not a curated record